AUGGUAUUAUAUAAAUGCCCAUCAUUUUGUGCUGAACACCUAAACACUUUAAAAGGGAGGGUGCACGUUGGCAUCAUCAAGCUAGAAAAAAAGUUAAGAGUUAGACACACACACAUCGCACAAAAAAGAAUUAAAGCAACAAGCUUUAUAGCUUCUUGUUGGAGAUAUCAAACAUGGCAACUGGUGCCGCCCCAGAUGGAUUAUUCUGGUCAGUGGUGUAUGAAGGGUGCAUAUCUGGCUAUGAUAACUGCGUGGAACGACGACCCUACCACCGUAACUGUGGCUGUGCACUCCAUAACACGUCACUUAUUAAUCGCACGCACAAGCUUCCGAGGUGUAACAAUGUGUCAUACCCUAUGAGGAGGGCAUGGAGUGAAGGAAGCUUGGUCUUGGCAACUUCUUCUUCAUCAUCUCCUUCUCAAGUUGCAACUGGGGGAAGGCCACAACCAAGUUUGGCAAACGUUGAGGAGGAAAAUAAGAAUUGCUUUAAUUAUUGAAGUUUUGACAAGAAUUAAUCUGUUUGAUAAAACUCUGUUUUGCUCUUUUUAUUAGUUUGAAUCCGGUUUAGCCGUUUAGUAGGCCUUUUUUUUUCUUCUUUUAAUUAAUAAGUUGAUUUGAUGAAAGGUUGUGUUUGUAUGGACGUCUUGCUAUUAUGGUUCAUGGACUGUGGUCGUUUAUUGGCUUCGGUAUAUUAUACAACUCAAUUUAUUGUAAAUUGUAAUUGUGCUCAUCGAAAUUCUUUACAUAUUUCCAAUAUAUAUUCAUGUUCUUAAUUAA
Messenger RNA from Glycine soja, 777 nucleotides. RefSeq lists its product as uncharacterized. The transcript has a single exon. The record is from RefSeq and is a predicted model, not a curated record. Bases 174 to 497 code for a protein of 107 amino acids. Lineage: Eukaryota; Viridiplantae; Streptophyta; Magnoliopsida; Fabales; Fabaceae.